GCGCGACGGGAAGAGCGUGGUGGGGGAUCUCGCGAUCUCUCCCCCCUAUCGCCAGUCGCUUCGUAGCCGUUAUCGCGACAGGUUCGUUCGCGUCGUUUUCGCGUGCGUUUCGCGACGCUCGGCCAACUUACGCGUUGCCGCUCGACACUCUCGCCAGGGGGAUUGACCUGGCGUCGUAAUUUCGUCGAGAGAGGAACGUUUUUAAACGCCCGCGAGCGUCGCUUCUUUUCGAAGCGGCUCGAAACAUUUGCGCGCGCGCGCGCGCGCCCCGUCUCGAGUAAACAAUCGAGAGUGUGUACGGCGUGCCAGGGCGACGUAUCCAGUGUUAUUCGCGACGCCAUCGAGGGGAGGCUGCGAGUUUCGAGUAAAUAUAGAUCGCGAUAAAUCGAGGAACGCGCUCGCCGGCGGCGGCGGGGAAGGUGCGCGGUAGAAAAUAAUCUCGGCCGGUGUUUUUCCGGCGCGAGAGGUACGCCAACGCGCGACGGCGGCCGCGGCGGGCGCAAUUUUUCCUGCCUUACCGACCGAAAAAAAAGGGCACGCCGCGGACGCGAAGAGACGCGACGACGGCCGUCGACGGGAUCGUUGAUCCUUGUGCGCGUCGCGCGGGACUCGCCGAAUGAACGCCCCGGUCUCCCGGCUACCCGGGAGAAAUCCGUCGACGAUCAUCCGCGUCGAGACGGCCGCGCACCGAUGGGACGGUAGUGACGAAUGAAUCGGAGACCGCCGAUGGAUUUUCGGCGAGGAAACGGGGUGCGGAUCACGUUUACGAACGCACGUCGCGGGACGACACGUCAUCGCCGAGAGGGUCCAUCGUAGCGGAUCCCCGGGCUAUAAUUCUAAUAGUCUUUCCCGUUGUCGGUUGUUGCUGGUUGUGUUGUUUGUUAUUGUUAUCGUUGAGAGGAGUGUCGUAUACGUACUCGUCGAGAAAUAGUGUAUCGCGUGACAUGACGCGUUUUCGCGCGCUCUAAAAAAGUGGGCGUACAUCGCCGCAGUGUAUGUGUGUGUGAUAUAUAUAUAAAAGUUGUUUCCGUGAACUCGCUAAAGCGGGAAAUCACGCAGGAAGGAUGUAUCCUAGCGCCGGAAUCAACGCAGCCGCCGUGGCCGCCGCCGCUGCCAGGCAUCCGGGUCCACCGCAGCCUGGACAGCCGUUUAAAUUUUCUGUUGGUGAAUCCUGCGAUCGUAUCAAGGAGGAAUUCAAUUUCUUGCAGGCUCAAUAUCACAGCCUUAAAUUGGAGUGCGAGAAACUGGCCAGUGAAAAAAUAGAGAUACAGAGGCAUUACGUGAUGUAUUACGAGAUGUCGUACGGGCUUAACGUGGAGAUGCACAAACAGACGGAGAUAGCGAAAAGAUUGAACGCCAUCAUCGCCCAGAUCCUGCCGUUUCUCUCGCAGGAGCAUCAGCAGCAAGUCGCCACGGCGGUCGACAGAGCUAAACAAGUGACCAUGACCGAGCUGAACACCAUCAUCGGGCAACAGAGGCCCGACUUGCCGAGACUGCUGCAGCAGAUGCACGCCCAGCAAUUGCCGCCUGGAGCGGCGAUGGGACCGCAUCCGGGUAUACCCGGACUUCCUGGAUUGGGCCCAGGUGCCGGUAUACCGGUCCCCACCUCUGCGUCCGCGGCCCUUCUCGGUUUGGGCCUUCCCCCGGGAGCAGCCGCCACUCCGGGAGGUACAGCCGCGCAUCCACUGUCGAUGCUGACGAAGCCGGAUCUUCAUCGAGGUCAGUCUGACGAUUUGAAGCCCAACGGCGGUCUCAAUCCAGCCGAAGAGAGACAUAGAAACUCGAUAUCGCCGGCGGAGCGAGAGAAAUACAGGCCGCGCAGCACGCCCGAUCCACAGCACGAGCAUCUUCUGGGGAAGAAACUGAAGAAGGAACACGACAAGGAUAUAGGCCAUCAAAGCGAUGGUGAAAAGAGCGACCAAGACCUGGUGGUCGACGACGCGAGCGAGGGCCCCAACAGUCCGGCGGCGAACGGCACCGCGUCGCCGCGAGAGAACGGUCUGGACAAGCUGGGCCCGUCCUCGGUACCUCUGAGCGGUCAGGUGAAGAAGGAGGUGCCACCGCCGUCGCCUAGAAGCGGCACCAGCAGCAACGCGAGCACACCCUCGGCUAAGAAGAUGGAGGAACGCGAAAAACCGACGACACCGAUCUCGAAACCAGUUACACCCACGUCGGCAGGUGGCAGCAGUUCCGGUUCCGGUGGCCUGAAACCGAGUUCCAGCAAACCGCUGGUCUCGGCCUCCGUAGUCGGUCCUUAUCCACCGCAUUAUCCUCCACCGCAUCAUCCGCCAGCGGGACCUCAUGUGGACAUGCUAGGCUAUCCCCCGGCGGCGCUCAACGGCUACCCUGCGAGACCACCUCUUCAACAGCUCUACGAUCCCCACGCCAGUAUGAGAGCGCCGCUCGGACCACUCGGCGUACCUCCAGGCGGUAAACCCAGUGCAUACAGUUUUCACGUGUCUAGCGAAGGCCAGAUGCAGCCGGUGCCGUUUCCGCAGGACGCACUCAUUGGCCCGGGGAUCCCGCGUCAUGCGCGUCAAAUAAACACGCUCACUCAUGGCGAAGUGGUCUGUGCCGUAACAAUCUCGAAUCCAACCAAAUAUGUCUACACCGGUGGCAAGGGCUGCGUCAAGGUAUGGGACAUCAGUCAGGGCGGUAGCGGUAGCGCAAAGCCAGUCUCCCAGCUCGAUUGCUUGCAACGAGACAACUACAUCAGGUCGGUGAAACUGCUGCCUGAUGGUAGAACGCUGAUUGUGGGCGGCGAAGCGAGUAAUCUUAGUAUCUGGGAUCUGGCAAGUCCGACGCCAAGAAUCAAGGCCGAAUUGACCUCCUCGGCACCGGCAUGUUACGCCUUGGCUAUAUCACCGGACUCGAAGGUUUGCUUCAGCUGCUGUAGCGAUGGCAACAUUGCUGUGUGGGAUCUGCAGAAUCAGACAUUGGUCAGACAAUUCCAAGGUCAUACGGAUGGUGCUUCGUGCAUCGAUAUCUCCGCCGAUGGCUCGAAACUCUGGACAGGCGGUCUCGACAAUACUGUACGCUCUUGGGAUCUCCGGGAAGGCAGGCAACUCCAGCAGCACGACUUCACGUCUCAGAUAUUCUCCUUGGGGUAUUGCCCAACCGGCGAGUGGUUAGCCGUGGGUAUGGAAAAUUCGAACGUCGAGGUACUCCAUGCCACGAAACCAGACAAAUAUCAGCUGCAUCUGCACGAGUCUUGCGUGCUGUCGUUACGUUUCGCUUCGUGUGGCAAGUGGUUCGUCUCCACCGGCAAAGACAACUUACUUAAUGCGUGGCGCACGCCUUACGGAGCCUCGAUUUUCCAGUCAAAAGAGUCAUCCUCGGUGCUCAGCUGCGAUAUUUCUACGGACGACAAGUACAUCGUGACAGGAUCUGGCGAUAAGAAAGCCACCGUCUAUGAAGUGAUAUAUUGAACCACAUAUUGAUUCGUCGAUGCAUUUGAACGCUCACGCAACAUCGAUUGAGGUUUCUUGUGACACUUGAUUUAUGACGGAGGAAUUGAAAAAAGAAAAUAAAUUUCUUGUACGUGAAAUGUGACUUGUACUUCAAGAAACUGUACGGCGAAUUAAUUGAAUUAAUUUGAUAAUAACUGACAAGACUUGGUCGACAAGACUACGGUUGCUAUAUUCGACAGAAUCUCAGUUAAAUACCACGUUUCUGGUAACGAGCUCUCAAGACACUUAAAUUACCAGGGAAUGGUAUGUAAAAAUAUUGCGGAGAUAUAUAAUUAUAUAAAAAUUACAGCGUUUAGCUGUAUAAAAUUGUAUAGAGUUUAUGAUCGUAAGUAGAAGCGAAUGAAGCGAAUGAAAUAUGAGAGAAACAAAAUGCGUGUAAGUACCCUCCGACCGUAUUUAACGCGGGAGGCGAUAUGAAAUCGCUUGUGUAAUAUGUUACUGAUGUAAUAUAGAGUCAUUAUAAUUAGGUUCUUAUGUGCGUGCGCGAUUGCGAGAGGAAAUGGAACGAGGAAUCGAGUGCGUUUCGUCAAACGAGAUCGCUCUCGCGCAGAAACGACGAAAUGUAUGUACACCGCGAUGAAAUACCUGAAUACGUAUGGAAUGCUGAUCUAGUGUUGUAGACUUGUCAAAGUAGGGAUGUGUAUGUUGUGUCGCAAAAUUAUACAUAAUAUAUCGAGCACACAUGUAGACAGAAUGUUUACGUCAUGUAGCGGAGGAAUUGUAGGGCUAUGAGAAAUCGAUAAAUAUCGAUCACGCUAACAGUGUUGAAUGUACAUCAACGCGCAUGUUCAUCGGCAUCGAAGCCAAUGUGAUCUUUGACAUUUCUACCACCGACAAGAGGAAUAAUUUGUACUUAUUACACCUUCAGUUUUUAAAUAACGAUUCUUUCAUAAUUAUAUGGCACUGUUGCGUCUGCCGUUAAGACUUUAUUGUAAUUGAGAUUUUAUAAAAGUGUCGCGCGAAUGGAGACAGUGAUAAAGAAGAAAAAAAAAAUAAAAAAUAAAAACGGCGAAAGAUACUUUUUGAUCUUUUGCGGUAAUUACGCGUAUUAAUUAGGAAAACUGGCUUUCAUACGGCUAUCACAAGCGGUAUCGAAUACAAAUAGAAACUCUAUAAGUUGCGCCGUAUGCGCGUGGAUUCUUGAUAUAAUGUACAUUGUCUUGACUGCCAUAAUAGGCAUAUACAUACCACGCACAUGCAUAUGUGCGUAAACACACGGUUCCCACACACAUUCAUACACGCACGUACA
Messenger RNA from Camponotus floridanus (Florida carpenter ant), 4719 nucleotides. RefSeq names its product protein groucho. Lineage: Eukaryota; Metazoa; Arthropoda; Insecta; Hymenoptera; Formicidae. Gene Ontology annotation, cellular component: transcription regulator complex; nucleus. Gene Ontology annotation, molecular function: transcription corepressor activity; protein binding. The record is from RefSeq and is a predicted model, not a curated record. Gene Ontology annotation, biological process: regulation of DNA-templated transcription; negative regulation of canonical Wnt signaling pathway. The transcript is spliced from 13 exons. Bases 1065 to 3428 code for a protein of 787 amino acids.